This is a messenger RNA of Acanthosepion pharaonis, 1266 nucleotides long. The record is from the annotation of a GenBank genome assembly. Lineage: Eukaryota; Metazoa; Mollusca; Cephalopoda; Sepiida; Sepiidae.
AUGUCUACCUUGUUGCGUCCAUCUCUCCGUGUCUAUCUCUUUGCGCUCUUUUCUUCGUGUCUGUCUCUUUGCGCCCGUCUCUCCCUGCCUAGCUUGUUGCACCCGUCUUUCUGUGUCUUUUUCGUUGCGUUCGUCUUUCCGUGUCUGUUUCUUUGCGCCCAUCUCUUCGUGUCUGUCUCUUUGCGCCAGUCUCUCCGGGUCGGUUUCUUUACGCCCGUCUCUACGAGUCUAUCACUUUGCGUCUGUCUCUCCAUGUCUUUUUUUUUUGCGUCCGUUGUUCCGUGCCAAUCUCUUUGCGCCCAGCUCUUGGUUUCUGUCUCAUUGCGCCAAUCUCUCCGUGUCUGUCCAUUUGCACCCGACUCUCCGUGCCUAUAUCGUUGCGCCCGUCUCUCCGUGUUGGUUUCUUUACGCCCGUCUCUCCGUUUCUGUCUCUCUGCGCCCGUCUUUCCGUGUCUGUCUCUUUACGCCCGUCUCUUCGUAUCUGUCCCUUUACAUCCGUCUCUCCAUGUCUUUUUCUUUGCGCUCAUCUCUCCAUGUCUAUCUCUUUAUUCCCGUCUCUCCUUUUCUGUCUCUCUGUGUCCGUCUUUCCGUGUCUGUCUCUUUGCGUCCGUCUCUCCAUAUCUUUUUCUUUACGCCCGUCUCUCCGUGUUUGUCUCUUUGUGUCCGUCUCUCUAUAUCUAUUUCUUUACGCCCGUCUCUCCGUGUCUGUCUCUCUGCGACCGUCUUUCCGUGUCUGUCUCUUUGUGCCUGUCUCUUCGUGUCUGUCUCUUUGCACCCGUCUGUCUCUUUGCACCCGUCUGUCUCCUUAAUCCAUCGCAUGAAGUCAUUCUAGAGGAGAAAACGCGUUACCCAGAAUUUUUUUUCCACAUAUCUAUCUAUCUAUCUAUCUAUCUAUCUAUCUAUCUAUCUAUCUAUCUAUCUCUGUUCAUAUCUAUCUUUCAUAUGUCAAUAUCUAUGUUAAUCUGUGCAUAUCAAUGUAUCUAUAUCGGUCUGUUCAUUAUCUAUCUAUCUAUCUAUCUAUCUAUCUAUCUAUCAUGUGUCAAUAUCUAUGUUAAUCUGUGCAUAUCAAUCUAUCUCGGUCUGUUCAUUAUGUAUCUAGUCUCAAUAUCUAUAUCAAUCUGUUCAUAUCUAUCUAUCUAUCUAUCUAUCUAUCUAUUCUCAGUUUCUAUCUAUUUAAGUCUCUUCAUAUCUAUCUAUCUAUCUAUAUAUCUAUCUAUCUAUCUAUCUAUCUAUCUAUCUAUCUAUCUAUCUAAAUCCGCAGAAUAG